Yamadazyma jaroonii is the source of this 1170-nucleotide messenger RNA. NCBI's taxonomy places the organism in Eukaryota, Fungi, Ascomycota, Pichiomycetes, Serinales, Debaryomycetaceae. The record is from the annotation of a GenBank genome assembly.
AUGGUCGAACCUGUUGGAAUCACUAACUUACCCAAUCAAAGAUAUAAGAUCAUCUCCAAACAAGGAGCCACCUUCACCUUGAUGGUGGCCGGUGAAAGUGGUUUGGGGAAAACUACAUUUAUCAAUACCCUUUUUCAAACUAAUUUAAAACCUCAUUUAGAUAGUUCUGAAAGACAUAAUAAAUUUACCACCCCCCAUCAAACCGUUGAUAUUGAUAUUAUAAGAGCCAUGUUGGAAGAAAAAAAUUUCAAGAUCAGAUUAAAUAUCAUUGAUACUCCAGGAUUUGGUAAUAAUGUAAAUAAUCAUGAUUCAUGGACUCCAAUCAUUGAUUUCAUUGAUGAUCAACAUGAAAAUUAUAUGAAACAAGAACAACAACCUAAUAGAGAUGAAAAGAAAGAUCUUAGAGUUCAUGCUUGUUUAUAUUUCAUUCGUCCAACUGGACAUUCUCUUAAACCUUUAGAUAUUGAAAUUAUGAAAAGAUUAAGUUCAAGAGUUAAUUUAAUUCCUGUUAUAGCUAAAAGUGAUUGUUUGAAUCCAACUGAAUUAGAAAAUUUCAAGGGAAGAAUAAGAGAUAUUAUUGAAAGUCAAGAUAUUAAUAUUUAUACUCCACCAUUGGAUUUAGAUGAUCCAGCAAGUGCUGAACAUUCAAAACAAUUAAUUGAAAGUAUGCCAUUUGCAAUUAUUGGUAGUGAACAAGAAUAUGAAAUCUCAAAAGGUAAUUUUGUUAAAGGUAGAAAAUAUCCAUGGGGGUUUGUUGAAGUUGAAAAUGAAAAUCAUUGUGAUUUUAAGAAAUUAAGAUCUUUAUUAUUAAGAACUAAUAUGUUAGAUUUAAUUUUAUCAACCAAUGAAACUCAUUUUGAAACUUUCAGAUCUUUGAAAUUAGGUAAUGAUGAAAAUAAUGAUGAGAUAAUCAAUGAACAAGGGGAAAUCAUUAAGAAAUCAUCCAUUAAGAAACCAAGAAGAUUCCAUAAUCCUAAAUUUAAAGAAGAAGAAGAUGCUUUGAAGAAAUAUUUCACUGAGCAAGUAAAAGCUGAAGAACAAAGAUUCAGACAAUGGGAAUCAAAUAUUGUUAAUGAAAGGAAUAGAUUAAAUCAAGAUUUGGAAGAUUUACAGGGGAAGUUGAAGACUUUAGAAGAUCAAGUAAAGAAAUUACAGUUAAGUAAGAGAUAA